Zea mays is the source of this 1626-nucleotide messenger RNA. RefSeq lists its product as uncharacterized. The record is from RefSeq and is marked provisional. NCBI's taxonomy places the organism in Eukaryota, Viridiplantae, Streptophyta, Magnoliopsida, Poales, Poaceae.
CUCACCUUCCAACUAACCUGUUUCAAUUUGUAUUGGGAGCCUUGCCGUGCCGGAAUAUUCCCCUCCGGCAGCCUCCCUGGCUUCCUCCCCGCGCCGCCCCGCCAACCAAACCCAACGGUGGCACCACCUCUUCCUUCCUCCUCCUUUCCUUCCGCGACAGGAGACCCCCUCGCCCCCGAAUUAAUUGCAGCUGAAGGAACCCAAGGCGGCAUCCAUCGAUGAUGAUGCUCACCAAGGAGUUCGCCCUAUCGCCGCCGCCAGGUGUCGUGCCGCGCCGGAGGCCGUCGGCGAGGGUCGCACCCACCGCCGCUCGAGGGGGUUCGCCGGUGCCCGACCUAUGGCUGCGGACCGCCGCCCCCGUCCCCGCUUCCGCCGCCGCCGGCUUCGCCAGCAGCCACAGCCACGACGGCGACUGCGACCUGGCCAUGCUCGUCACCGACUUCCUCGAGAACGGGGCCACCGCCGGUUCCGGAGACUCCCGCAAUAGCAGCGACAGUGAAUCCGGUCUCCCUGACCUCGCCCACCUCGCGGACACGAUCUCGAUGUUGAAGCAGGGUGGAGACGAGAAAGAAAACGAGCUGCUCGCCAUGGUCCACUCGCUACUCCUCUCUAUCCAUGAGCCGCAGCUUCAGCCUUUCAAAACAGGCCAAUGUGGAGGCAGCUGCAUCCGCCAUUUGCUUGUCAAGCUCUUGAGAUACUCGGGAAACGACGCAGCAGUUUGCACAUCCAAAUGGCAGGGGUUUGACAAGAUACCUGGAGGUGACUACGAGUACAUUGAUGUCAUAAUGCACGGUGAUACUACAGCUCCAGAGCGUCUAAUCGUUGAUAUCGACUUCAGAAGCCACUUUGAAAUUGCCAGGGCAGUUGAUUCUUAUGGCACCCUGUUGAAUUCGCUCCCAGUGGUCUUUGUUGGCACCCUUCCGCGACUGAAGCAGUUCCUGCAUGUGAUGGUAGAUGCUGCAAAAUGGUCCCUGAAGCAAAACUCAAUGCCCCUUCCUCCCUGGAGAUCCUUGCCUUACCUCCAAGCGAAAUGGCAGUCCAAGUAUGAGAGGAAAGAUUCCAUUACCGAGGGAGGCUUCCAGAGCACAUCUUCUGAUCACGCGCUGUGCAUUGGGCACCUGAAGAGGCUGAAAACGUCCCUGCAGUUAGAGCUUGAGACCGCAGGAUUACUGAUGAUGCCAAUCAAGGCCAACAAGAAGAGGAUGCCAAAGUCAUCUGAGAGGCGGAGGCGGCGUUCCCUUCUCAGCUGUUGAUUUAUGUUCCUUGGACACAUAAGAAUACUAUAAAGGAGAAGGAACAACAGCUUGCUGCUGGCUAUUUUUGUUUCCUCAGAAAAUGGAGAAAUGAGAGGCUUUUUUCAUCCGUCCAAUACAUAAUGGUGGAGACUCUUCUUACAGGUUUGGAGUUUACAGAUUAGGUAAAACAGAAGGUGGAUACUAACAGGCCAUGUUAGUGCCAGUUUUUUUUUUUCCUUUUCCCUUUUUGAAGGCACAUAAGAAAAGGACGAAGAAAAUAGUUUUUUUUGUUUGUUUUAGUUUUUGCUUCUUUCCGGCAGAGAUGGAUAUGCUAGUGGUGAAUCUGCUGCACUGCAUAUGCCACGUACAAGUGAGAGUUAGUAUUACAAAA